AUGCCCGAAACGGCGUCCGAGCUGGCACGCGCAACGAGUUUUUCGGUCACCGGCUGGCGCGAACGAACACAACGGGACGCGCGCGCUCGGGGGUUCGGAAGGCGGGCCAUGUUCACCGACAACAGGUGCGCGAACAGAGUGAUCACGGGAGCCGCGCUGGGCGCCACCGUCGGGGGCGCGGUGGGCGCGGUGUACGGCACGUACGAGUCAUUCGCGUACAAGAUUCCGGGCAUGCUGAAAGUGAGGCACAUAGGCCGCACGACCGUGGGAAGCGGCACCCUCUUCGGCCUCUUCCUCGCAGCCGGCAGCCUGAUCCAGUGCGGCAGGAGGUGA
Molecule: messenger RNA, 333 nt
Organism: Micromonas commoda
Lineage: Eukaryota; Viridiplantae; Chlorophyta; Mamiellophyceae; Mamiellales; Mamiellaceae
Exons: 2
Coding region: 1-333 (110 amino acids)
Biological process (GO): protein import into mitochondrial matrix; protein insertion into mitochondrial inner membrane
Cellular component (GO): TIM23 mitochondrial import inner membrane translocase complex
Source: RefSeq, a predicted model, not a curated record